AUUUACUUAGUCAGUAACUAAUACAUAGAAAUGCCACAAUUCCUCAUUAUUAAAUAUAAUCAGCUAUGUAUGAGGAAGCAUGACAAAGCACUGGUCAAUAUUAUUAUUUAUUUGAUGAUGAUAUAAAAACACCUCUUAAUGGGGAAGCGCCGACUUGUUAUUGGAGAGGAAGUGGCCAAGACCUCUUGGCUGACCUGCUCGUUGUUUAGUACAACGGUUCAACAUCAACGGUUCAAAGCUAAACUAACGAGUCCAUUCAGGCUAAACAGGUAGGCAGAGAGUUCCGAUUGUUGUCAUGGAGAUGAAGGCGAUGGAGGUGGAGGCAGGACUUCUGGACAGAGCUGGGCCGAGUGACCAAAAGCUGGAAACCAAAACUGAAGCGAAAGAAGCCUCAAAGGAGUACUGCAAGCUGAAAGCCCCAGCUGAUGACAUCUACUCCGAGGCUGUGUUCCCCAGCCCGAAGCUGCCAGAAGUGAAACCCACCAAGCCAACUAGGAGCCUGAGGAAUGUGUUGCCGACUUUGUGCAUUGUCCUCGGUGUGAUAUGUCUGGCCGAACUCAUCAUCAUCUUUAUUCUGAAUGGGAAGACAGCUCCUACCCCCGUCUGCCCAGGUCCACGGCCGCAGAGGGGCCCAGUUGCUUUCUGCUCUCCCAGGUCUCCCUGCAUCAAGAACCCCAACACUCCGGCCACCAAAUCCCCUGACAGCCACCGAUGUCCUGACAGCUGGGUGUUCCUCGAGGGCUCCUGCUUCUACCAGUCCAAAGAGAGAAAAAGCUGGGAGGAAGGCAGGAUCUUCUGCCAGAAUCUAACAGGGGACCUGGCUGUGAUCUCUGACAAGAGCAUCCAGAAUUCUCUGGCGCAACAAAGAAAAUUAACGCAAUGGAUUGGCCUACAAUACAAAACGAGUUGGAAAUGGGUGGACCAGACCUCAUACAAUGGUAAUUUGCCUACAGGAAAUAAUGGGUUGUGUGCUGCACUGGAGAGCAAGACACCUGGAGAACAAGCCAACAUUCGACGUGCCAGAUGUCCAGUUUCUGCCCAUUUCCUUUGUCAGAAGGAGGCUAGUGCCUAGGGCUUCUGAUGCUCUUCUAGCUAUAGGCCUGUGUCUCAUCCUCAUUUAUAUGAAGUGCUAUUAACAAGUAUAAUGAAAGUCAUUGAUGCGGCAAACUCUAUCCUUUUAUCUCAAUGCCCAGCACUGUAUGACCAACUGACUAGGCUUCAUGCAGUGAAUAUUAGCCUACUGUGUUUGGGUGAAUAUCCUCAAUUUAUGUUUCUAUGCAGAUAAUCUAAAUGAGGAGUUUGAUUUCCUACCAUACUCUUUCACUCAAGGGCAUUUCAAAGCAUAAAGCUUCUUUAAAACCGUGCUUAUUUUUUAUUAGAAUAAACUUAAUCCACUCCAAAGGAUUAAUGUGAUAUGAUGCUCCAUUAUUCUGAUUUUACACCUUAAGCGUCUGCUGAAUUUAGUAUUAUUCAACUAUUAAUUGUAUGCAACUAGUAGUCAACUUUUUGGCAUAUUUGCUUUCGAUGUAUCCUGUGCCUAUUUUCGAAAU
Gadus chalcogrammus (walleye pollock) is the source of this 1550-nucleotide messenger RNA. RefSeq names its product killer cell lectin-like receptor subfamily B member 1B allele B. NCBI's taxonomy places the organism in Eukaryota, Metazoa, Chordata, Actinopteri, Gadiformes, Gadidae. The record is from RefSeq and is a predicted model, not a curated record. The transcript is spliced from 7 exons. The coding region runs from base 296 to 1072 and encodes 258 amino acids.